This is a messenger RNA of Epinephelus fuscoguttatus (brown-marbled grouper), 4211 nucleotides long. RefSeq names its product GNAS complex locus (gene gnas). Gene Ontology annotation, biological process: adenylate cyclase-activating dopamine receptor signaling pathway; sensory perception of chemical stimulus. The record is from RefSeq and is a predicted model, not a curated record. Bases 1617 to 2756 code for a protein of 379 amino acids. Gene Ontology annotation, molecular function: corticotropin-releasing hormone receptor 1 binding; ionotropic glutamate receptor binding; beta-2 adrenergic receptor binding. The transcript is spliced from 12 exons. Lineage: Eukaryota; Metazoa; Chordata; Actinopteri; Perciformes; Serranidae. Gene Ontology annotation, cellular component: heterotrimeric G-protein complex.
UCAGCGCUGUCUAUCUCCUCAAUGUAGGCUACUAUUCUCGGAGAGAGAGAAAGCGAGAGAGAGAGAAAGGGAGAAAAUAAUAACCUCCAAGAAUUGGUUAUUCCUGUCUUUCACCUUCCACGACCAGCGGCCAGGAGGGGAGCGGCCUUCGCGGUGGGAAUGUGCUGCUACAACAACCCCGCGUCCUAUUUUUUUGUGAAUGUAAAUGCACAUGUAGUCUCAAGCUUGUAGCCUAUUUACACCUCGGAUUCAAGAGGAAUAUAUAGCCUAUAUAUAUAUAUAUAUAUAUAUGUGUGUGUGUGUGUGUAUAUAUAUAUAUACAUAUAUAUAUAUGUAUAUAUAUAUAUAUAUAUACACGCAUGUUUGUAUGGGAGUGUGUAUGUGUGUACACAUAUAUAGGCCUUAUGUAGGCUAUAAAAGCUGAGCCUGACAGCGGGGGUUGCUUUUUCACCUGCAAGAAACGUGGAUACAUUUCGAGGGAUUUUCACCUCUUGGUCACGUUUUCCUUUUCUUUUCUUUUUGCCUUUUUUCAAUGAUUUUUCGUCUUGAAGGGAUUCUUCGGAGCCGCGCCGGGAAUUUAAAAAGUCUAUCGGUGCGCAGUUUUGGAGGCUCGGUGGUGAUGUGAGGGGCUGAUAACACAUUUCAGCAACAAAAGCGAGGGGCAGGGAGAGAGAGAAGGCCCUUUGGAGGAGAAAACACAGCAAGGAACAGCCAUCACAAAUAAGGAGGACAAAUCUGGGGGUACUGGAUCGUCUUGGAGUCGGAGGUGGUGGGGGAUCCAGCCGAAAAGACAACCGCAGUGAGUUUGGAGCUGUUUUGGGUUGAUUUGAUGCAGCGAAUGAAAAGGAGCCGGAUGACGACGGAAGCAGUGAGAAGAUCACACAUGUAGCUCGUUUGGGUGUAAAUAUUAUUUCCCUUCUUCCUGUCCUGCUGGGCCCCCCGAUGAAGACAGCCGUCGGGGAGACAGAGAAAUAGAUAGAGAGCGUAAGUGUACACUUAUGGACAUGUUUAUCAUGAAAGGAGACGUGGAAACGAGCCGCGCCACAGCACGGGCGAGGUUUUCGGACACGCCGAGUUCGGCUCCUUGUCACGGGCAGCAGUGAGACGCAAGACCCGGGCUUUUGGAGAUGCAAAUUAGGCUGUUUAUUCUGCCUCCGUUUGAGGUGAAACCCCGAUUUUUUGGUGUCUCGACAGACGUUGUGGAUUACAGUUGUUAACGUUACACAGUCGACGGGGGGAGAGAGUGGGAAAACAAAACAAAAACUGUACUGCAUGUUAAAGGAGGAAAAAGCCCGAGUAGGAUUCAGCAAACUGAGAAGGCGGCCUCGGUGUCGUCAGCAACAGUAUCCUGCCCUUUCUCUGACAGCAAAAUACGCGUUAUGGACACAUAAUUUCUACAGUGCUGCACCACAGACAGUUUUUGGAGCAGGCCAGGGACGUUACAAGGUGUAAAUGUGGCUGACAUCGCUGCCAAAUCCGCAUGUCAAACGAGGGAUCUAGACUAGUUUAGUUUAUUUAUUUAUUUUUCUUUCUACAUAUCCCCCCUCCACCUCCACUUCGUCCACCUCCUCCUCCUCCUCCCCUGGACCCCCUUUUUUCUUUUUUCUUGCGGGAAGAUGGGUUGUUUGGGCAACAGUAAGACCGAAGACCAGAGAAAUGAGGAGAAGGCACAAAGAGAAGCAAACAAAAAGAUAGAGAAGCAGCUCCAAAAAGACAAGCAGAUAUACAGAGCAACACACAGACUACUACUUUUAGGAGCUGGAGAGUCAGGAAAGAGCACCAUAGUUAAACAGAUGAGGAUCCUACAUGUUAACGGCUUCAAUGCGGAAGAGAAGAAGCAGAAAAUUCAUGACAUCAAGAAUAAUAUUAAAGAGGCUAUUGAGACCAUAGUAACAGCGAUGAGCACCCUGGCACCGCCAGUGCAGUUGGCAUGCCCACAGAACCAGUACCGGAUUGAAUACAUCCUCAACCUCGUCAGCCAAAAGGACUUUGAGUUUCCAUCUGAGUUUUACGACCAUGCGAAGACACUGUGGCAGGAUGAGGGGGUCCGGGCGUGCUACGAAAGAUCCAAUGAGUACCAGCUAAUCGACUGUGCACAAUACUUUCUAGACAAGAUUGACAUUGUGAAACAGAGUGACUACACUCCAACAGAUCAGGAUUUGCUGCGGUGCAGAGUUCUGACUUCAGGAAUCUUUGAGACAAGAUUCCAGGUGGACAAAGUUAAUUUCCAUAUGUUUGAUGUUGGCGGUCAAAGAGACGAACGUCGGAAAUGGAUUCAAUGCUUUAACGAUGUAACGGCCAUCAUCUUUGUAGUGGCCAGUAGCAGUUACAACAUGGUGAUCAGAGAGGACAAUCAGACCAACCGUUUACAGGAGGCCCUCAACCUCUUCAAGAACAUCUGGAACAACAGGUGGCUGCGGACCAUUUCUGUCAUCUUGUUCCUAAAUAAACAGGACCUGCUGGCCGAGAAGGUGUUGGCAGGGAAGUCCAAAAUUGAGGAAUACUUUCCUGAAUUUGCUCGUUACACCACACCUGAUGAUGCGACACCAGAGCCUGGAGAAGAUCCACGUGUCACAAGGGCAAAGUACUUCAUAAGAGAUGAAUUCCUGAGGAUCAGCACAGCAAGCGGGGACGGCAGGCACUACUGUUACCCCCACUUCACCUGCGCCGUCGACACGGAAAACAUCCGCCGUGUCUUCAACGACUGUCGAGACAUCAUCCAGCGGAUGCACCUGCGGCAGUAUGAGCUGUUGUGAUGGGAGAAGAAAAGUGUUCGGCCAAAACCACAUUGGACUAUGAAAAACAUCCCUGAAGUCUCUGAACUCCCCUCUUCCACAGAAGUGUGUGAGCUCUUGAGAAGGAACAGGGGCCAAAAUGCACGCACACAGACACACAUGAACACACACACACACACACACACACACUUACAGUAAACAGACCCUAAACCCAGAACUUCCCCUGAUGCAAACUCCCAACCUGCAGUAGACAGAGCUAUUUUGAUGGAAGGGUUUUAUGGCUAUCACAAAAAUGGACUCCAAUCUCCACUUUCGGCCAUACUCCCAGCUCCACAUCAUAUAUCAUCCCCAUACACGUUACGCUCACCCUCCUAGAGACUCUGAGUGGCCCAGUCUGGACUGUAUUUCCUGCAGUGAGGAGGGUUUGAACCGUUCAGAUUGUGAGAUUUCCCUCUUGUUGAGGUCGGGAUGAAAACUGAGCGAGCUACUACUUCAGUGCAACUGGGAAAGAGAUAACUGUUGAAUUACUGCAAAUAGAGAACAAACAUGUUGCAACAGAUCAGCUGAACACUGUAUCUAACAAAAAAAGGCACUGUGCUCAGGACAAACCGUGUAUACCAAUCCUUCCUAUCACUUACACACAUCCAUGAAUCCAACCACAGGAUCUGCUUGCACACAGAAACGUAUCACACCUGCUUUUUACUGGACUGCAUAACCGGGUUGGAUCCGGAAACACACUGAUCUGCUAACAAGUGGCAGGCUGGUUGAGCUGUCAGCUGAUUUUUCCGGCACAGUGCUUUGAGAUUAAACAGACUGCGCACCCCAGCCCCGAGGAGCAGCGUUAGCACAGACUAAACGGACCAGGGGUGUGUUGUGAUAAGUCAGGCCGCAGGGGGGCGGAGACUCGCUUAAAAAGGACAGAGCUGACUCCGAUGUGAAUUUCUCUGAUGGAGUCAUGUUUGACAGAGACGACGAUGACAGCCCCUCGACUUCUCCACACUUGACUUGCCUUGUUGGUGUCGGAGAAAAAAAUGCGAGGAGGAUACAUUGAGUUUAAAACAAAAAGAAACAAAAAAAAAGCCAACUUUUAUGGAACUUAACUAAACGGAGGGCAAAAAGCAUCCUUCUACAGUACCAUAUAAGUUAAAGAGAACUCUCAUCUUGUCAUGAUUGACCCUGUUUUACUGUCUCCACAGCUGUUUUUGUCUGUGUGGACUUUUGUGCCAUUGUGCCCUGUGCGCUCUCUUUCUUUAUCUUUACUCUCUCUGUCUCUGUCACUCUUGCCUUUUUUUUCCCCACCCCUGUUCUUUCUCCUCUGAUGCUUUUUCUCUCCACCUUGACAUUUCUUCCCUCACUCCCAUCUGCACUUUUACCUCCCUGGCAACAGAAUAUAAAAUAUAAUACUCCUGGAAUAUAAAAAGAUGACAACAACAAACAGGACACUAAUGUUUUUUGUUUUUUGUUUUUUUUUUUUUU